Messenger RNA from Anguilla rostrata (American eel), 4228 nucleotides. RefSeq names its product PHD finger protein 3-like. The record is from RefSeq and is a predicted model, not a curated record. Gene Ontology annotation, biological process: DNA-templated transcription. The coding region runs from base 459 to 4112 and encodes 1217 amino acids. The transcript is spliced from 13 exons. Lineage: Eukaryota; Metazoa; Chordata; Actinopteri; Anguilliformes; Anguillidae.
GGGAGAAAGGAGAGAAGGGAGAUAGGGGAGAGAAGGGAGAGAAAGCAGAGAAGUUGGAGAAGGGAGAGAAAGGAGAGAGGGGAGAGAAAGCAGAGAAGUUGGAGAGGGGAGAGAAAGGAGAGAGGGGAGAGAAAGCAGAGAAGUUGGAGAGGGGAGAGAAAGGAGAGAGGGGAGAGAAAGCAGAGAAGGGGGAGAGGGGAGAGAAAGCAGAGAAGUUGGAGAGGGGAGAGAAAGGAGAGAGGGGAGAGAAAGCAGAGAAGGGGGAGAGGGGGGCCCUGAGGAGCAGGAGCCGGAGCUCCAGGAGCCUGUCCCUGGACGAACCGCAGCUCUUCGUCCCUGACAACGCUCCUCCCUCGGCUAAGAAAGAACUGCAUGAGGAGGAGGGAGGGGAGGGCGAGGUGUCCUGGGACCCCAGCAAACACUGCGGCUUCUGCAAGAAACCUCACACCAACAGGUUGAUGGUGGGAUGCGGUCGCUGCGACGACUGGUUCCACGGCGACUGCGUGGGGCUGGACCUGGCCAAGGCGCAGCAGAUGGAGCAGGAGGACCAGGAGUACGUGUGCCUCAAGUGCUGCGCCGAGGAGGACAGGAAGUGCACGCCCCCGGCGGAGGGGCCCCCCAGGACCGACGGCGCCCCCAGGGCGGGGCACGCGGCCGACGGCAAGCCCGCCGGCGGACAGGACAGGAAGGAGCCGCCAGCCACAGCGACCGCGGGAGUGCGCGUCAUCAAAAAGGACUGCUUGGAGAGGAAGCUGUCGAUGGAGGUGAGGGACGCGGAGGGCAAGGCGGCGUCCGCUUCGGACCAGAGGGGCAGCCAGGCGGCGAAGGCCUCGCUGGCACCGGGGGACUCCGCGCCGAAAACCGGAGUGCAUGAGAAGCAGGAGGUGAAGAAGUUGAAGUCCUCGCCCACUGCCUCCAAGAAGCCGUCCGUUGAGCAAAUCCGGAGGAACGUGCGCGACUCUCUGAAGGAUAUCCUGUUGCAGAGGCUGAAGGAGUCCAAUCUGAAGGUGUCUUUGGAGAGAGCGGGCAGCGUGGCUACGAAAACGGAGAAAGAGCUCUUUGCCUUCUUCCGGGACACCGACAGCAAGUACAAGAGCAAGUACCGAAGCCUGAUGUUCAACCUCAAAGACGCAAAAAACAACGUGCUAUUUAAGCGCGUUCUGAAAGGGGAGAUUUCUCCGGAACAUCUGAUCCGGAUGAGUCCGGAGGAGCUGGCGUCGAAAGAGCUGGCCGCCUGGAGGCAGAGGGAGAAUCGACACACGAUUGAAAUGAUUGAGAAAGAGCAGAGGGAGGUGGAGAGGCGCCCCAUCACCAAAAUCACCCACAAAGGAGAGAUCGAGAUCGAGAGCCAGGAGCCCGCCAAGCAGCCGGAAACCACGGCGACGGUCGACGCUGUUCCCAGGUCAGUGGAAGAGCCCAAGGAAGUCCCUGUGGAGUCUGACUCAGAGGGCACCAAGGACACCACUGGCCAGCACAAAGCUCACCUGUUCGACCUGAACUGCAAGAUCUGCACAGGCCGGAUGGCUCCUCCCGCGGACGACGCCGCCACCAAGGUGGUGAAGGUGGCCACCACGGUGGUGCGCCGGCAGUCUGGCGCCGACGCCGAGCUCCGCCCCGAGGCCCCGCCCACCCAGCUGGAGGAGCUGUCCCUCACCACUCUAGAGGAGUGCCUGUCCAACCCCAGCGUGCUGUCCCUGUUGGAUGGAACGCCGGACAGCGCCCGGGGCCGGCAGGACGAGGCGGCCUUCCUGGCCCGUCUGGACUCCCUGUGGAAGGGCUUCGUCAACAUGCCCUCCGUGGCCAAGUUCGUCACCAAGGCGUACCCGGUGUCCGGGGUCCUGGACCAGCUCACCGAGGUAAGAGAGCCACAGAUCGGGGGAAUCGCCCUACCAAGACUCACUACUGAAUCAAAGAGACUGAUCUGGUUCAACGAGGCUGAGUCCCGGGCAGAAGGUGGCGCUGUUCAGCUCCCGUGUUGUCACCCGUUUCAGGAGGUGUGCUUGAUCCGGUUCUCCCCGGCGACGGAGGAGGACGAGAUCGCCUACACGCUGCUGUACGCCUACUUCAGCAGCCGCCGGCGCUACGGCGUCGUGGCCAACAACACCAAGCAGGUGAAGGACACCUAUCUCAUCCCCCUGGGCGCGGCCGAGAAGAUCCCGCACCAGCUGGUCCCCUUCGACGGCCCAGGCUUGGAGGCCAACCGUGCCAACCUGCUUUUGGGGCUGGUCAUUCGACAGAGGGUCCGAAGGGACUACGGUGCCAUUCUGCCCUUGGGCGUCGCGGAGCCUCCCCUCCCGAAGCUGGCCCCCGAGAGCAGGGCCAAGGGGGAGCCCGCCCUCGCCGACGGCGAGCGCAGGGAGGGCGACGGGUUCGACCCCGCGCGCGAGGAGCGCCAGGCGGAGACCGCCAAGCAGCCCCAGCCGGCUCAGGCGGAGCCGGGGCAGGGGCCCGGGGGGGAGGGGGACGCGCUGGCCACGGAGGGUGUCCUGCAGGAGCCGGAGAAGCCGCUGCGCUUCCUCCCCGGGGUGCUGCUCGGGGGCGAGGGCCCGUCGGCUCCCCCUCAGGACGCGGCGGCCAAGCCUCCGUCCGCAGCGAGCGAGGCUCCGCCGGGCGAGGCGGAGAAGGACGCGGACAAGCGCGAGACGGACGCCGCCGCCGCCACCGCUCCUGACGGCGCGGGCCAGGAGCCCGCCCCUAACAAGAGCCCCGCCCCCAUCAAGAGCCCCACCCCCAAGAGCCCCGCCUCUAACGGCCCCAGGCUGGACCGCUUCGUCAUAAAGAAGAAGGAGCCGAAACCGGCGAAGAGCGAGCCGCCGCCGUCCGCUACAGACGAGAAGCAGGACUCCUGCAUGCCCCCGGGGAAGGAGGCCGGGACCGCCCCCAAAAUCCCCCCCAAUCCGCCCCCAUCCCUGCCCUUAUCCCCGCCCCAUCCCUGCCCUUAUCCCCGCCCCCAUCCCGCCCCCAUCCCUGCCCCUCAAUCCCGCCCCAUCCCCCCCUCAUCCCCGCCUAUCCCUGCCCCCAUCCCACCCUCAUCCUUCCCUGCCCCCAUCCUCACCCCAACCCCCCCCCAUCCCCCCACUGCCCCCACCCCUGCCCCCACGGUCUCUCUGAAAGACAAGCCGCCUGACGUUUCCACGGAGGCCUUCCUGGCCCACCUCUCCCAGCCCCCGGCCCCCAAAGAGCCGCCCGGCGCCCUCGCCGCCCCGCCGGGGUCAGCGGCCGCAGAAGCCAAAGCCAGCCCCGCGGCGCCCGUCCACGCAGCUACGCCGGCUACGGCGGUACGGGCCGGCACCCCCCCUAAAGACGCCGCGCCCACCCCCGGCCCGGUCGCCGUCACCAGUCCCACCAAGGACCCCAGACAGCCGACGGUCCCCCUAAACGACUCGCCGUCCCCCGGGCAGGAAAAACAGGGCGGUCCCGUCGCCGGGGGUCCGGGGCAGGAUGCGGACAAGGGAGCGGAGAAGGAUCUUUCGAGCGAGCGGGAGAGCUUGCCCGUUCCGGACCGGGACCAGCACAGCUCCGCCCCGCCGGCGCCCGCCCCGCCCGCCCCGCCCCAGCGGGAGUACCGGCCCGUGGAGGACAUCCAGAGCAUCAGCACGGUGUCGUCCUGCGGGACCUCCGAACGCCGCGGCUCGCCCCUGCUCGCCCUCCCGCCCGCCGCGUUCUCCCCCGGGGGCCUGGGACCGCCGGCGACCGGCUUCCCCUCGCCCCACCCGGGCUCGCCCCCGUUCAAGUACCGCCCGCCGCCCUCGCCCGUUUACGCCCCCCAGAGCGGGGCCCCGCCCCCUUUCAAGCCCCUGCGCCAGCCCGCGCCGCCCGUCUUGGGGUACCCCGGCAGCCCGCCCCUCCUGUUCCCCCAGCCGGAGCCCCACCUUCAGAACCACGCCAUGACUUGGCCCCGCCCCGCCCCCUCGCCGGCGAGCUUCCCCCCGGCUCCAGGGCCGCCCCCCCUCGCCAGCUUCUCGCCUCCCGCGGUUCCGGUGGCGGUGGCGGCGGCGGCGUUCGAGGCCUCCCGCUUCCUCGAGUCCUCCAAACCGCCGCCCCAGACCCAGACCCCAUCCCCGACCACGCCCCUGGCCCUGCCCCGAACCACACCCCCGACCAGCCCCUGACCACACCCCCGGCCCCGCCCCCGGCCAAAGACGAGAGGGGGUCAGACCGGCGGCACAUAGACCCCUGGGAGAGGCAGCCCCGCCGUACCGAGGACGACCACAAGAGGGAGAGCAGC